This is a messenger RNA of Bradysia coprophila, 935 nucleotides long. RefSeq names its product ribosomal protein L15 (gene RpL15). Lineage: Eukaryota; Metazoa; Arthropoda; Insecta; Diptera; Sciaridae. Gene Ontology annotation, molecular function: RNA binding; structural constituent of ribosome. The record is from RefSeq and is a predicted model, not a curated record. Gene Ontology annotation, biological process: cytoplasmic translation. Gene Ontology annotation, cellular component: cytosolic large ribosomal subunit; ribosome.
AAACGUCAACCUGACUAUUUCUUUCACAUUCUGAUUUCAUUGUAAAAGGUUGGAUAAGAUUUCUCCUCUGAGCCCAGUCGAUCUAAUAAAAUUGAAAACAUAAUCGUCUUGAAUGGACGGAUCGCAUUGUAAUCGAUCCCCGGAAAAGACCGAUGAUGUGACUUCAGAUCAAUUGUUUGAUUUCGUUGCUAGGUCUAUCCACCACCGAACAACAACAUGGGAGCGUACCGUUAUAUGCAAGAAUUGUAUCGCAAGAAGCAGAGCGAUGUAUUGAGAUAUUUGCUUCGUAUCCGAGUAUGGCAAUACCGUCAACUCACAAAGAUGGUUCGUUCGCCACGACCAUCGCGUCCGGACAAGGCCCGUCGCUUGGGAUUCCGUUCUAAGCAAGGCUAUGUUAUCUACAGAAUUCGCGUUCGCCGUGGAGGUCGCAAGCGUCCAGUGCCAAAGGGUUGCACCUAUGGCAAACCAAAAAGCCAUGGUGUUAACGAAUUGAAACCAACACGCCGAUUGCAAUCGGUUGCCGAGGAACGCGUUGGUCGUCGUCUCGGAGGACUUCGCGUGCUCAACUCAUACUGGGUGGCCCAAGAUUCCUCAUACAAAUACUUCGAAGUGAUUUUGGUCGAUCCAUCACACAAUGCUAUCCGUCGCGAUCCAAAGAUCAACUGGAUCUGCAAGGCUGUCAUGAAACAUCGUGAAAUGCGUGGCCUUACAUCAGCCGGAAAGAGUUCGCGUGGCGUUGGCAAGGGUUACAGAUAUUCACAAACAAUCGGUGGAUCCCGACGUGCUGCCUGGAAACGCAAGAACCGUUUGCAUUUACGAAGAAAGCGAUAGAGGGUGUACCAUUUUUCACCCGAAUGUCGUCGAUUUAUUUUCAUAUUAUGUACGCAAUGCAAGUGUGUAUCUUGUGGAAAUAAAGUUUGUCUAAAAAGAAUGAA